Molecule: messenger RNA, 4506 nt
Organism: Trifolium pratense (red clover)
Lineage: Eukaryota; Viridiplantae; Streptophyta; Magnoliopsida; Fabales; Fabaceae
Product: pleiotropic drug resistance protein 1-like
Exons: 21
Coding region: 859-4506 (1215 amino acids)
Cellular component (GO): membrane
Molecular function (GO): ATP binding; ABC-type transporter activity; ATP hydrolysis activity
Source: RefSeq, a predicted model, not a curated record
GGUUGUGGCAACGCGACUACAACGGCUCCUACUGGAGCUCAACCUGCUCCAGCUUCUGCUGGAACUGGUUACAUUCCUUCUGCAGGGCCACCUUAUGGCACACAGAGCGGCUCUACUUACGAUCCACAGACAUUUACUAGUUACAAUGCAUUUAGAGGAUCUGCUUACGAUGCAAUGAGAGGACAAAUGUUUGAUGCUCAAAGAACUGGCUAUGAUCCAUAGAGAGGUUCGAGUUAUGAAGUGCAGAGAGGACAUGCUUAUGAUCCAUCAAGAGCAGCAUCUGGUUAUGAUGCCCUAUCAAGAGGUGUUGCUGGUCCACGGGGACAAGUUCCUCCUGUGAACAACAUGCCUUAUGGGACAAGUCAUCAAGUCGAUUCGGGAAAAUCAUUAAUGAAUUAUCUUCCGUAGAGAUGUUCAUCGAGGAAGUCAUGGAACUUGUGGAGCUAAACCCACUAAGGGAUGCAAUGCAAUUGUCGGAUUAACAGGCAUUAGUGGUCUGUCGACAUAGCAGCGCAAAAGUUAGGCAGUUGCAGUUGAGUUAGUGGUUAAUCGUUCUAUAAUAUUCAUGGAUGAGCCAUAUUCCGGGCUAGAUGCAACGGCUGAUUCUAUUGUUAUGAGAUAAGUUAAAAACAUAGUGGACACCAUUGGUCUUACUGGCGCAUUCCACUGUACAAUGCCAUGCGGUUUCUCUUUACAACUGUUGUCGCUGUGUUGCUUGGCAGCAUGUACCAGAACUUUGGCACUAAAAUGUAAGAUCAAACCAGAAACUGAAACUUAUGGAUUAGUCUUUGCCAUAUUGAUAAAGAUACUAAAUUUCCAACGACGCUAAAAUUACCGUUGAACACGGAUGAAUUGGAAAUGGAGAGUGGUACUGAUGUUGAGGGAAGAUUCAGAGGAAGCAGUAAGAGAAGUAUCAGGUUUAACAGUUCAUCAUCACUAAGCAUCAGCAGUGAGGCGGAUAAUAUCUUCCCUAACUCUGUUAAUAGGGAGGACAAUGAUGAUGAAGAGGCUUUGAAAUGGGCUGCAAUUCAAAGGCUUCCAACUGUUAGACGUUUGAGGAGAGGUUUGUUGAUUACCUCUGAAGGAGUGGUUAGUGAAAUUGAUAUACACAAACUUGGGAUGCAAGAAAGGAAAUAUUUGCUAGAAAGAUUAGUGAGAAUUGCUGAUAUCGACAAUGAAAAAUUAUUAUUGAAAUUAAGGGGUCGCUUGAACAGAGUUGGAAUGGAGAUGCCUACGAUCGAAGUUCGAUUUGAGCACAUGAAGAUCGAAGCAGAAGUUCACAUAGGAAAAAGAGCUUUGCCUACCCUCACUAAUUACGCGCUUGAUAUGGUAGAGGCUCCAUUUAACUAUAUACUAAGAAGAAGAAGACAAAAAGUGAACAUUCUCAAGAAUGUUAGUGGAAUAAUAAAACCUGGCAGGAUGACAUUGCUGUUAGGCCCUCCAAGUUCUGGAAAAACGACACUCCUUUUGGCCUUAGCUGGAAAACUUGAUCCCAAGCUAAAGUUCUCUGGGAAGGUGACUUAUAAUGGUCAUGAGAUGAAUGAAUUUGUACCUCAAAGAACUGCUGCUUAUGUCAGUCAAAACGAUCUUCACAUUGGCGAAUUGACAGUUAGAGAAACUUUGGAAUUCUCAGCAAGAUUCCAAGGUGUUGGGCUUAGAUAUGAUAUGCUAGAAGAAGUAUCAAGAAGAGAAAAAGAGAGAAACAUUAUCCCUGAUCCAGAUAUUGAUGUCUUUAUGAAGGCUAUUGCAACUGCGGGCCAGAAAUCAAAUCUUGUAAUAGAUUAUUAUUUAAAGAUUUUGGGACUAGAGACCUGUGCAGAUACUGUGGUGGGAAAUGCAAUGUUAAGAGGUGUCUCUGGAGGACAAAGGAAACGGGUUACGACAGGGGAGAUGCUAGUAGGAACAGCUAAGGCUCUAUUCAUGGAUGAAAUAUCUACUGGUUUGGAUAGCUCAACAACUUUUCAAGUUGUGCAAUCAGUGAGGCAGUCUGUCUACCAUCUCAAUGGAACUGCUGUUAUCUCACUCCUGCAGCCACCACCAGAGACUUACGAUCUUUUUGACGACAUUAUUCUACUCUCUGAGGGGCACAUUGUGUACCUGGGUCCUUGUGAACACGUGCUUGAAUUUUUUGCUUCAUUAGGUUUCAUGUGUCCAAAAAGAAAAUCUGUGGCAGACUUUUUACAAGAAGUGACAUCAAUGAAAGAUCAGGAGCAAUAUUGGGCAGAAAGAGGGAAGCCUUAUAGAUUUGUAACACCUAGAGAGUUUGCGGAGGCAUUUCAGUCAUUUCAUGCCGGGAGAAACCUUGGUAAUGAACUUGCUACUCAAUUUGACAAGUCUAAAAGUCACCCAGCUGCUUUGGCGACUAACAAGUAUGGAACUGAAAAGUGGGAAUUGUUCAAAGCUUGCUUAUCAAGAGAACUUUUACUGAUGAAGCGCAAUUCAUUUAUAUAUAAAUUCAAACUUUACCAAGUAGGUUCUAACAAUUUGAACAUUAUAGUAUUUCACUAUGUAUAUGCUAUUCUAUUACUAAUACAUUUCCCCUUCUUCAAGCUUGCUGCGAUGGCUAUCAUUACCAUGACCGUUUUUCUCCGAACUGAAAUGCACCAUGAUUCAGUGAUUGACGGCGGCAUAUAUGCCGGUGCAUUGUUCUAUGGAAAUAUGGUGCUUUUAUUUAAUGGAUUUGCUGAACUUUCAAUGACUGUUGCGAGGCUUCCAGUCUUUUACAAGCAUAGGGACAUGCUCUUCUACCCUUCUUGGGCAUAUGGUAUUCCUUCAUGGAUCCUUAAAAUUCCCAUAACAUUGGCUGAAGCAGUUGUUUGGAUAGCCCUCACCUAUUUUGUCAUCGGUUACGAUCCUGAAGUUGGAAGAUUAUUUAGACAAUUCCUUCUUCUCAUAAUUAUCAACCAAAUGGGUACCGGACUAUUCCGAUUUCUUGGAGCAGUUGGUAGAGAAAUGACAGUAGCUCUAACACUUGCGUCAUUUAUGUUGUGCUUCUUCAUUGCCAUGGGUGGUCUGGCCCUCUCGAGAGAUGAUAUAAAAACAGGGUGGAUAUGGGGAUUCUGGAUAUCGCCUAUAAUGUAUGCUCAAAAUGGCUUAGUGAAUAACGAGUUCCUAGGGAAGACAUGGAGACAUGUUCUUCCUAACUCAACAGACCCGCUAGGAGUUGAAGUUUUGAAAUCCCGUGGGUUCUUUACAGAGCCGUACUGGUAUUGGAUAUGUUUCGGGGCAUUGAUUGGAUAUACAUUAUUGUUCAACUUGGGUUACAUUCUUGCUCUAACAUACUUAAAUUCAAUUGAAAAGCAUCAGGUUGUGAAAUCAGAGCAAUCUCAAAGCAGUGAAGAGAAUGGUCGAAGUAAAAGUGGAAUGGUUCUUCCUUUUGAUCCACAUUGUAUAACUUUUGAUGAGGUCUCAUAUUCUGUAGACAUGCCUCAGGAAAUGAGGAGUCAGGGUGUCCUUGAAGAUAAGUUGGUUCUUUUGAAUGGUGUUAGCGGAGCUUUUAGACCAGGUGUUCUCACUGCACUAAUGGGUGUCACCGGUGCCGGAAAAACAACUUUGAUGGAUGUACUUGCUGGUAGGAAAACUGGGGGAUAUAUUACUGGAAACAUCACAAUUUCUGGCUAUCCUAAAAACCAAGAAACCUUUGCAAGAAUUUCUGGAUACUGUGAACAAAAUGAUAUACACUCUCCUCAUAUUACUAUCUAUGAAUCCUUGCUCUAUUCAGCAUGGCUCCGAUUGCCGGAGGAAAUCAAUACAGAAACUAGGAAGGUGUUCGUGGAGGAAGUCAUGGAGCUAGUUGAGCUGACCCCACUUAGGGAUGCAUAUGUUGGUCUCCCUGGUAUUAUCGGUCUCUCAACUGAACAGCGUAAAAGAUUGACUAUUGCAGUUGAGCUGGUGGCUAAUCCUUCUAUCAUAUUCAUGGAUGAACCAACUUCUGGGCUAGAUGCAAGAGCUGCAGCUAUUGUUAUGAGAGCAGUUAGGAACAUAGUAGACACCGGAAGAACAAUUGUGUGUACCAUUCACCAGCCCAGCAUUGAUAUCUUUGAAUCUUUCGACGAGCUUUUCUUAAUGAAACGAGGAGGACAAGAGAUAUAUGUGGGGCCACUAGGACGUCAUUCUUCACAUUUAAUUAACUACUUUGAGGGAAUUCAAGGUGUCAGUAAGAUUAAAGAUGGCUACAACCCAUCAACUUGGAUGUUGGAAGUUACAAGUUCAGCAAAAGAAAUGGAAAUGGAGAUUAAUUUUGCUGAGGUGUACAGAAGUUCAGAAUUGUACAGGAGAAACAAAGCUAUUAUUGAAGAAUUGAGCACUCCAUAUCCUGGUUCAAAGAGCCUUUAUUUUCCUUCGAAGUACUCGAGGUCCUUUUUUACCCAAUGUAUGGCUUGUUUAUGGAAACAACAUUGGUCUUACUGGCGCAAUCCGUUGUACAAUUCAAUAAGGUUUAUCUUCACAAUCGCUGUUGCCUUGUUGCUUGGGGGCAUGUACUGGAAAGUUUCCUCCAAAAUGUAA